UCUCCCUGACUUGAACCUCUAAUUGCAUAUCCUGGAACAGAGUGGAGCUCCAAAACUGGUUUUCAAUGGCCUCUGUAGCUUUCUUCACUCCACCGGCUCUGAAACUGGUCACCGGAAAUGGGUCUUCUCGGAACCAGAGUUCUUGCUCGGAAUUCUCAAAUGGGUACCCUUGGUUUUCUUAUUCUUGCAGACCAUUUAGAGCUCAGAAGUUCUCAGUUGGGCCCAGAAGGUCGGUGAUUGUUGGGGCGAAGAAGAAGAACAACAACAAGGAGAGGAAGAAGGAAGAUAAGCAUAGCUUUGUGUCUAAACCUGAUGAGGCUACUGGGCCUUUUCCUGAAGCUGUGCUGCUUAAACAGUCGAAAGUUCAGGAAGAUGGGGCACUUCUCCCUGAGUUUGCGGACGCAGAUGAAGAGAAGGUCUAUGAAUUUCUGAAGCUUCAGCUGCAAGAUGAUCUGGAUGAGGAAAGACUGCGCCACUAUGAGGUGGUUUAUCUGAUUCAUGAGAAACAUGCUGAAGAGGUGGGGAGUGUGAAGGAGAAAAUUGAAGCUUUUCUAGGGGAGAAAAGAGCCAGGAUAUGGAGACUGAGUGAUUGGGGAAUGCGAAGACUAGCAUACAAAAUACAGAAAGCCAAGAACGCCUACUACGUUCUGAUGAACUUUGAGAUAGACGCCAAAUGGAUAAAUGAUUUCAAGAGCCUGUUGGACCAGGAUGAAAGAGUCAUUCGGCAUCUGGUGAUGAAGAGGGAUGAGGCUAUCACAGAGGACUGCCCUGCUCCUCCUGAGUUUCAGUCCAUGAAUGCAGGUACAGAUUCUGAAGAGGAUGACGAGGAUGAGGAUGAUAUGGAAUACGAUGAUGAAGAUUACGAUGAUGAAGAUGGGAUCAUCAUUGUUGACGCUGACAAUGAUGAUGUAGAAGAUAGUAAACUACUAGAACAACUAGUGUAGGAAACACAGUAGUAAGAUGAGAAAACUAGUGACAGAGAAGUGAGAUUAGAGAGUUUUGAGAAUUGAGUUUUGUAUAAAUUUGUUAAAACCAUAGGUUUUUCAAGUAAUAUAUAUAUAAUUGUCUGUACCCUUAUUUGAAUUUAUGUAUUAAGUACUUCGAAA
Molecule: messenger RNA, 1106 nt
Organism: Rosa rugosa (rugosa rose)
Lineage: Eukaryota; Viridiplantae; Streptophyta; Magnoliopsida; Rosales; Rosaceae
Product: protein REGULATOR OF FATTY ACID COMPOSITION 3, chloroplastic
Exons: 5
Coding region: 66-944 (292 amino acids)
Biological process (GO): translation
Cellular component (GO): cytosolic small ribosomal subunit; ribosome
Molecular function (GO): small ribosomal subunit rRNA binding; structural constituent of ribosome
Source: RefSeq, a predicted model, not a curated record